AUGUUCACCAAAUCUAUCCUUGUCGUCUCUGGCGCUCUGUUGACCGCAGUAGCUGCUGUGCCCAUGGCGGAGCCUCACCACCAUCACCGUCAUCACCCCCAACACAAACGCGACUAUGUUUGGGUCACGGAAACCGAGGAGGUCAUUCAAACUGUUCCCGUCACCAAAACCGUCUGGGUGGAGCCUGGCGAAACCAUUCCUACCGCCUACUCCUCGGCGGAGAAGGUCAAACCCGCAGCGUACACUCCAGCUGCCUCCCCAUCAUCACCUGCUGCGUACGUUGCUCCAGUAUACAGCAGCCCGGCCGAGAGCAGCCGACAGCCUUCCCCUGUUGCGCCAACAUCGAGUCACGUUGCGCCAGUCCCAACCAGCACCUACGUUGCACCAGUUCCAACCAGCACGUAUGUGGCACCACCAGUGUACUCUGCGCCUCCCCCUAGCGUAUACGUUGCGCCUACCCCGACAUCAACAUUUGUAGCUCCAUAUGUUGCUCCAACUCCUUCUAGUUCUGCUGCUCCGAUUGCGACUUCUGCCACACCUCCUCCAUCUGAUUCCCCUCCCGCUGAUUCCGGCAGCGGUGGAUCUGGUGUGACGGGUAUGGCUGCUCCAGGCAAGAGCUACACGGGCGACGUCACUUACUACGCAGUCGGAAUGGGCUCCUGCGGCUUUACUAGCACGGAAGACGAGAAGGUCGUGGCUGUUUCACACGAGAUCAUGAGCGCUUACAACGGAGCGAACCCCAACGCAAACCCGCUCUGCGGCACCUACAUCACCAUCACUGGCAAAGACGGCAACAAGUAUCCAGCAAAGAUUGUCGAUACCUGCCCUGGAUGUGACAAGGGCAGUCUCGACUUGCCUCAGGCCUACUUCAACAAGAUCACCGGUAACGGUGAUGGCCGUGUCGGCGGGAUUGAGUGGUGCUUUGGCUAA
Molecule: messenger RNA, 930 nt
Organism: Ramularia collo-cygni
Lineage: Eukaryota; Fungi; Ascomycota; Dothideomycetes; Mycosphaerellales; Mycosphaerellaceae
Exons: 1
Coding region: 1-930 (309 amino acids)
Source: RefSeq, a predicted model, not a curated record